This is a messenger RNA of Alternaria burnsii, 3831 nucleotides long. Its product is annotated as niemann-pick c1 protein precursor. The record is from RefSeq and is a predicted model, not a curated record. Lineage: Eukaryota; Fungi; Ascomycota; Dothideomycetes; Pleosporales; Pleosporaceae. The transcript has 2 exons. Gene Ontology annotation, molecular function: lipid carrier activity. The coding region runs from base 1 to 3831 and encodes 1276 amino acids. Gene Ontology annotation, cellular component: membrane.
AUGGUGCAGUCAAGCACGCGAGGAUGGAAGGCCAUGACGAUUGGCCUAGUCUCCAUCCUCGCCGGAUCAGCUCUCGCAGGACCAGACCUCACGACGAAACACGAAAAGGGAAGGUGCGCGAUACGUGGCCAAUGUGGAAAGCAGAGCUUCUUCGGAUCAGAGCUGCCCUGCCCUGAUAACGGCCUAGCGAAGACGCCAGACGAUGCCGUGCGCAAGAAGCUGGUCGACAUCUGCGGUGACCAGUGGUCUGACAGUGACGUCUGUUGCGACGAAGACCAACUCGACGCCCUCAAGACGAACCUCGACCGCGCCACGCCUAUCAUCAACGCCUGCCCUGCCUGCAAGGAGAACUUCUACAACCAGUUCUGUACCUUCACUUGCUCUCCUGACCAAUCCACCUUCAUUAACGUCACAAAAACCGAGCCAAAGGGAGACAAGUACUUGGUGACCGAGUUGGACAACCUGGUAUCCGACAAGUACGCGUCGACUUUCUACGACAGCUGCAAGGAUGUCAAGUUCGGUGCGACAAAUGGCAAGGCUAUGGACUUCAUUGGAGGAGGCGCAAAGAACUACACACUGUUUCUGAAGUUCCUUGGCGACAAGAAGUUCUUGGGCUCGCCCUUCCAGAUCAACUUCCCCCGACCAAACGAGGCUGACUUUCCUGGAAUGGACGCGAUGAACAAGCACGCCUACCCUUGCGAUACAGACGACGAAAAGUACCGUUGCGCCUGCCUCGAUUGCGGCGGGUCCUGCACUGAGCUGCCGGAAGUCCAAGAGGAGAAGCAGUGUCACGUUGGCCUACUGCCGUGCCUCUCCUUCGCCGUCAUCAUAAUCUAUUCGUUCUUCCUCGGCUUGCUAUGCACCGCCGUCGCAGGCCACGUUGCCUACAAGAACCAUUCGAAACAUAAGACUGAGCGCAUGCGCCUCUUGCAGGAUACAAGCCCUAGCGACGAUGAGGACGAGGGCGAUAUAGUACACAAUGUUGGCAUGCUGGAUCGCCCUACCAAACACUAUUUCAUCAACACAUGGUGCGACCGCAUGUUCAGCCGCCUCGGAUACAUCUGCGCUCGCUUCCCUGCCAUCACCAUUGUUACCAGUGUCAUAGUAGUUGGUUUGAUGAGCUUGGGAUGGUUGCGCUUCCAGAUUGAAACCGACCCUGUCAACCUAUGGGUUUCGCCCGACUCAGCCGCGGCGCAGGAAAAAGCCUUCUUUGAUGAGAAGUUUGGUCCUUUCUUCCGUGCUGAACAAGCCUUCCUUGUCAACGACACGCUUGAAGGUUCCGGUCCUGUUCUCAGUUACGAGACGCUUGACUGGUGGUUCGGUGUAGAGAAUCAGAUCCAGCGUCUCAAGUCCUACGAACAUGGUGUGACGCUUGACAAAGUCUGUUUCAAACCAGUAGGCGACGACUGUGUCGUUCAGUCUGUGACUGGAUACUUUCAAGGCGACUUCGCAAACGUGUCCCCUGACAGCUGGCAAGACGACCUACUGCAAUGUGUCGACAAUCCUUCUCAAUGUCUGCCCACUUUCCAGCAGCCGCUCGACCCUCAUCUUCUCUUUGGUGGUGUUAACGAAACCGUCUUGGACGCGAAAGCACUCGUCGUAACCUGGGUUGUGCAGAACUACCCCAAGGGUACGCCAGAAGAGCAGCGCGCCAUGGAUUUUGAGAACGAGAUGAAGAAUUACCUUAAGUUUGUAUCUGACGAAGCUCAUAAGAGAGGUCUGCGUCUGAGCUUCAACACCGAAGUCAGUCUUGAGCAGGAGCUGAGCAAGAGCACCAACACAGAUGCCAAGAUUGUGGUCAUCAGCUACAUCAUUAUGUUCUUGUACGCUUCCCUGGCUUUGGGCUCUACCACCCUCACCGUACGGUCCGUCCUUCGCAACCCGGCAAAUGCUCUCGUGCAGUCCAAGUUCAUGCUCGGUACUGUCGGCAUUUUGAUUGUACUCAUGUCCGUAUCUGCAUCCGUUGGCCUAUUCUCGGCAGCUGGCAUCAAGGUCACCUUGAUUAUUGCAGAGGUCAUUCCAUUCCUUGUCCUGGCUGUCGGUGUUGACAACAUCUUUCUCAUCGUGCACGAGUUUGAGCGCAUCAACAUCAGCCACCCUGAAGGCAGUAUUCCGGAGCGCGUGUCGCGUGCUCUCGGACGCAUGGGUCCUUCGAUUCUGCUUUCCGCGCUUACCGAAACCACUGCCUUCGCUCUUGGAUGCGCAGUAGGUAUGCCAGCUGUCCGAAACUUCGCAGCAUAUGCCGCCGGAGCUGUCUUCAUCAACGCCAUUCUUCAAGUAACUAUGUUCAUCGCUGUGCUUUCUUUGAACCAGCAACGCGUUGAGACCAACCGUGCUGACUGCUUCCCCUGUGUUCGUGUCGGCAAGGCCGAUCCUGGUUAUCUCAAUGGCGGUAUGGGAUACGGCGCUGGCGAAGAAGGUGCACUACAGCGCUUCAUUCGUAAGACGUAUGCUCCAGCAAUUCUAGGAAAGAAGACGAAGGUCGGUAUCAUUGCGCUGUUCUUCGGCAUCUUCACAGCUGGUCUCGCCCUUUUUCCCAGCGUAGAGCUCGGUCUUGAUCAACGCAUUGCUAUCCCAAGCGAUUCUUAUCUCAUUCCUUACUUCAACGAUCUUUACGAUUACCUCGACGUCGGUCCUCCUGUUUACUUCGUCACUAAGGAGCUGAACGUUACCGAGCGGAAGCCUCAAAAAGAAUUGUGUGGACGCUUCUCUACUUGCGACCGAGAGAGCUUGGCCAACAUCAUCGAAGCGGAGCGCAAGCGACCUGAGGUCUCACAUCUAGCAGCUUCAGCUGCCAACUGGCUGGAUGACUACUUCCUAUGGCUAAACCCUGAGAAUGAGAAGUGCUGCGUCGACGACAAGGGAAAGCCAUGCUUUCAGGACCGCCAACCACCUUGGAACAUGACUUUGUCUGGCAUGCCUGAAGGUGAGGAAUUCAUCCACUACCUCAAGCUCUGGAUUGAGGCGGAUACCACCGAAGACUGUCCUCUUGGUGGAAAGGCUGCUUAUUCCGAUGCUCUCGUCAUUGACUCCAAGCGCCUCACCAUCCCCGCAUCCCACUUCCGCACUUCACAUACGCCUCUUCGUUCUCAGAAGGAUUUCAUCUCCGCCUAUACUGCCGCACGUCGCAUCUCGAAGGAAAUAUCCAAGGACGUGGAUGCAGAGGUUUUCCCAUACUCCAAGUUCUAUAUCUUCUUCGAUCAGUACACAACCAUUGUUCGACUAGCCGGUGCGCUCAUCGGGUCUGCUCUUGCUGCAGUAUUGGUCAUUACCACUAUAAUGCUGGGCUCCAUUGCCACCGGUCUGGUUGUCACCCUCGUUGUUGGUAUGACUGUGUCUGCCAUUAUUGGCUCUUUGGCUGUCCUUGGUGUAUCACUCAACGCAGUGUCACUCGUCAACCUUAUCAUCUGCGUCGGUAUCAGUGUUGAGUUUACGGCACAUAUCGCCCGUGCGUUCACCUUCCCUAGCCGUGCUACUAUGGAGAAAGCGCCAAGGCACCGCUUCCGCGGUCGUGAUGCUCGUGCCUGGACUGCCAUGGUCAACGUGGCCAGUAGCGUCAUUAGUGGUAUCACAAUCACGAAGAUCUUGGGUGUGGGCGUAUUAGCUUUCACUAGGAGUAAGAUCUUCGAAAUCUACUACUUCCGCGUCUGGGUUGCCCUCGUAUUAUGGGCAAGCACACAUGCGCUUGUCCUACUUCCUGUACUACUUUCUCUCGUAGGCGGAGGAGGUUAUGUCGAUCCCGAAAGCGAAGGCGGCCUCCAAGAGGAUCUACGUCGCCGCCAGUACCCUGCGUUAUUGGCCGAAGAAGAUGAGUACGACAGCGACGAUUAG